This is a messenger RNA of Plutella xylostella (diamondback moth), 911 nucleotides long. It is a transcript of the gene mip40, whose product is annotated as Myb-interacting protein 40. The record is from RefSeq and is a predicted model, not a curated record. Gene Ontology annotation, biological process: negative regulation of transcription by RNA polymerase II. Gene Ontology annotation, cellular component: Myb complex; transcription repressor complex. NCBI's taxonomy places the organism in Eukaryota, Metazoa, Arthropoda, Insecta, Lepidoptera, Plutellidae.
CUGUCUAUGGUCAAAGUUAAAUCUUGUUGCUGACAGAAACUGAAUUUCGUGUUUUGUUUUUGUUAAAUUCGAAUCAAGAAUCUAUCUAAACACACUUUACAUAAAAGUUUACAUACCCAAAUAACUAAAAACUAUUGAUUUCUAAGAUGCCUAAACGAAGGAGGCUACUCAACUCUCCGAGGAAAUCACCCAGAAUCAAUACUACCAAAGCACCCAGAGAUGAUAAUAUUGAAGAGAGCCCUAAACUGGAAAGAGAGGUGAGGACAGCCCGAGGGCGGUUCAUGGGGGCUCUACUUGAAGCUUUAGAAGCUGAAUCUGAUGAUGAAAGAUAUCAUACCCCUCACAAGAAGAAAGAGAAAGAAGUAUCUGAGGACGAAGAUUCUGACUCUAAACACACACAGCAGAGACAGACUUACGUGUUGAAGCUGUUUGACCGCAGCGUGGACCUGUCCCAGUUCAAGGAAGACACCCCCCUGUACCCCAUCUGCAGGGCUUGGAUCAAGAACCAGCCGAAAGCUAAUUACCAUGUUACGAGCAAGCACGAGUCUCCCAAAGCCGAGGCGCAGCUGCCGCCGCCGCAGGGCCCCCUGGUGCCACGCGUGCCUCCACUGCUGCCUGAGCAAGUGGCUUCGAGCAAGGAUAAUAUCAACUUGGACUAUCUGCCCUCCGAAGCCCCAUCACUAGAGCAGCUGCUCAGCGGCCACCGCGGGCGCUGGGGCGCCGUGCGGCGCGCGUGGCUGGCGCAGGGCGCCGCCGUCGAGCGAAGAUAUGACGCCUCGCAGCGCGCGCUUAAUGCUAUGAAUAAUCUUUGAUAUUCGGCUUCAACUUCGAGUUAGGAAGAUAAAACCUAAUUUUAAGACUGAAAAUCAUUACGCAACUAGAAAGCUAUUCGAUUUUUUUCUAUACCUACA